AUGGCGUGCGAGGGCGAGGAAGCCAUGGAGCUGACGUGCGUCAGCGUGGCAAGUGAGCGAGAGGCUGAAGCCCGAGGGAGUCACAACAAACCUCUGGAGUUCUGCUACUUCUACACGCACUCGAAGGGCGACUUCCUCCAAAGCUGCAUCCGGGAGAGGAUAGUCUACAAGUACAAGCCCAGCGCCAUCUUCUUCUCGCCUGAGCCUCUGUCUGCCGUGCUGGCCUGGCCUCGAGCACAGUUAGCCCUGGCGCUGUUGAGUGCAACAUGGUUGGUCUUCAUCACUCUGAAGCUGCAGUCAAUCCAAUCUGCAGGGUAUUUCUCGCUGGUGAACGAGGAAGCGAGGGUGCGAGAGUUCUCGACGGCAGCUUUUGGACGGGACCGAGAGCUUGCCUGCUCGUGGGAGCUUGUCCUCGAAAUGUUCAUAUCCUUCCUCCUGGGUGUCUCCGGGCUUCUGAUCAGCAUCCUUGCGCAUACGAGUCGCAUCGAGUUAGCUAAGCUGUUGAUGCUCGUCACCGGCUUUGUCGGCAUCACGACCAAUUUCAUCAUCUUCGUCAAGCUGACGUUACAAGGCUCUGCCAGGAGUGGGCUGAGGACGCCGAGCUGGUUCUUUUUAGUGAACGUGAUGACGGACGUGCUUUUGUUUCCUAUGCCGCUGGCAGUGAACGAGAGCUGGGUGGUGGAGCUAGUGCUGCUGGACAGCAUAGUCCACCUGAGUGUGGAGUUUGCGGACGGACAGCUGCCAUACUUGUACAUGCUGAUGGCAACCGUUGCCCUCAGCUUUCUGCUGGCGCGCGAGCGUAUGAGACGGCGAGUGCUGCGGGAGAUGCGUCAGGAACAAGAAGGAGCGUGGGAGGAAGAAUGGAUGAAGAUGCGAGGCAGCUGGGCUCUCCGGUCUCUGACGAAGGCUCUUCGAGUUGGGCCCGACUAUCGGUCGUUUGCGUUCGGGUCUUUUGGUCCGAUCGUCAUAGAUGAGGAGGCAGAGCUGGAUUACAUCCCGGCUUGCAACCCCAAGACCAACACGAAGAGCGUCAAACAGAUUCUUCGGUUCCGUCAUGGCUGGAAGAUGUCGAUGCAGCUGUAUGACUACCGAUGGUUUCUUGAUUGGCUUCAUCCGGCGGGAGUGGAGGACACCUCACAGAUCCUCAACGACAUCUCCUCCACCCUGCUGGCAUGCAAAGCCAACGAAGAGAAGCCUGAGAUCACAGUGGCGACAUUCAAGAGCUUGUAUGCCGGAGACUUGCUGGACACCCAGCUGGAAAAGACGGCCCAUGGGGUCUUAGGAGUCUCGACCUCGACCAUCAUGUUCUCCUCCACGCCGCUCACUAGCGCCAUGCACAAGCGAUUUUUCCAGCUUGUGACGCUUGUGGUAGGAAUCUCCUUUGGGUACUUUGUGUUCACCGGAGAGAAUGCGGCUCAAGUGUCCAGGAACGGAAUGAUGCAGUCUGAUGCUUAUCGCCUGCGCAUCAAGACCGUUCGCAACGCUUCCGCAGCAGCUCGCCCUGAGGUCUACAACAGCUCCUUUGCCCUGGUCAGAGACUGCUGCUCUCGCUUCUACCCCUCGUCAGUGUCGGUCCGAGACUCCUUCCUCUACUUCAGCUUCAAUGAGUCGUUCCCAGCUAACGGCUGGCAGCUGGAGAUUGCAUCUGAUCGAAGUCUGGCGCAGUUUGACCCCCACGAGCUGACGCUCCAGCGAUGGGACGAGACGUCAGACGCAGGCAACGCCUCGUGGGAAGAGAUCAGCUCCUUCUCCUGCAGAGCGCACCCAGAGCUGAAGCUCUGCAAUGCUGUUGGGGAGCUGGCGAGUGACACCACGAUCCGGUUCGAGCUGAGGGAGCCAUGGAGAAAGAUCAUGCGCUACGUGAAUCAUGUGGAGCAAAGCGCCGUAUGCUUUCUGGCUGUGUUCUUUGCGCUUAUCCGCAACUCGUUUCUUGCCAAGACCUUUGUCUCUUCUCCUUUCCAUAUCGCUGGGGUGCUGGAGCUGGUGACCUGCAUGCCUGUGAACUUUCUUGACCCGGAGAGUGCUCACGACUUCAUCUUCGGUAUCGCAGACCUCGGCUACGGGCUGAUCCUUCAGUUCAAAGAGCGGUACACGCUCAGCGCUCUCCCGGUCUACUGCUUGGUCACCACCUUGGGCGACAUUGCCAUCGGAAUGGACUGGUUCCAAAGCCCCCAACCCUUCCACGUGGACUACAUCCCUUUCAGCACGUACGUCCUACUUGUAGCAUGGAGCUACUUCUGGUUUUCGAGGAAGAUGCUGCUCCGCAAGGCCCUGAAAGCCAUCGAAGGAGACAAGAUCAAGUACGACGAGCAGUGGAAACUGCUGGUCUCGCAGCAAGAGAGCCUGGAGCGGCUGACAGAGCUUGCAAGCAAGUGCAAGCAGGUCCCUUCAAGUCCCGCCAAACAGAAAGGAACUCAAGAUGUCCUCUUCGACCCCGACAACCCUUCCAUCUACGAUCGACUCCUUCUCCAGCUCCACCCCAACGAUCAACAACCCGGCAUGUCAGGAGCCAGGACGAUCAAGCGCGAGCAUCGAAUUUCAAAUCAGAGGGUACUGUUCAGGGUUCCGGAAAUAGUCAUGGCAGCCGGAUGGGGAUCGGCGAUAGCCGCCGUGGCGAUGGUGGCGAUGGUGGGAGGGAUGGUGGCUGUCUUGACGUCUCCGUCUCCUCUCGCAGCCACCAGCCAACUACUCAGCACAAGUGAGCAGGAGAGUAGCCGAAAGCUGGUAGGAGGCGAUCGGAGGACUGUAGGAUGGGUCAAAGUCGAUCCACCAAAGAUUCAUAUUUCUCCGCUCCAUGUGGAUGCGUCCAUUGACGAUGGCAGCCUCGACUCCUUGUACAGAGAGUCGGAGAACGAGCUGCUAUCGGACUUGAGGGAAAAACUCCAGGAGAAAGUGGAGAAAGAGGUACAACGGCAGGUCAAGGAGAGAGUUCCUGCCAUGCAAGCACAACUUGAGAAGGAGGCGAGAAAGAAGCAGCUUGUUUCUGAUAUCACCAGCGAGAUGGAGCAAGUGAACGCGGGAUUCAAUGCUAUCGAGGACCUAAAGGUAGGAGUUGAAGCGCACAAGGCCUUGUUCUUGAUAUGCCAGCAGGCGAAACAAGCGGAGUCAGCGAAAGCACUGGAAGGGCUGGAGGAAGACAUGAAUUCAGACGAGACCAAGACUCUCUUCCAACAGGCAAUGGCUCUUCUCAAUGCCGGGAAUGCUACCAACUGCUCCAGCGGAGCAGAUGCUAAUUGCACAAACGGUACCAGCUCCGAGUUGCAAGAAGAAGUCACUUCGCAGGAGAAGGCUAUCCUGAAGACAAACUUAGCCUUGAAGCAGCACCAGAUGGCUUUGCACAAGCUUGUCAUGGAAAGCAAAAGUCUUGCUAAGCGAAGGUCAGCUUUGGUCCCCAAGAGCCCCUUGCUGCAAGUCGAGAAGGAUCUGAAAGCAAAGAAGCUAAAAAGCAAGCAGCUAGCAAACGCUUGGAUGAAAGACAAGCGGGAGAUCCAGCAGGAGACGAUGAGAUUGAACGCUCUGCUCAGAAACAAGGAGAGCAAGUCAGCGAAGAAGGUCACUCCGGAGUCAUUCGGAGAGAAGCAGGCCUUCAUGAAGUCGUUUGCCAAAGGCUUUGGGUUCGUCUCCAAGCAGAGAAAGUUGACGCAGCAGGAGCAGCGCUUGAAACAAAUCAUGCAGGACUGCGUAGAGGGGAAGGCUGACUGCUUGAAGUAUGCUUUGAAGAUGAAGAAGUAA
This is a messenger RNA of Guillardia theta CCMP2712, 3732 nucleotides long. RefSeq lists its product as hypothetical. The record is from RefSeq and is a predicted model, not a curated record. Bases 1 to 3732 code for a protein of 1243 amino acids. NCBI's taxonomy places the organism in Eukaryota, Cryptophyceae, Pyrenomonadales, Geminigeraceae. The transcript is spliced from 8 exons.